This is a messenger RNA of Spirometra erinaceieuropaei, 37046 nucleotides long. NCBI's taxonomy places the organism in Eukaryota, Metazoa, Platyhelminthes, Cestoda, Diphyllobothriidea, Diphyllobothriidae. The record is from the annotation of a GenBank genome assembly.
AUGAAGUUUAUAGUGAACUUGGACUUGCGCAGCAUCUACCGCACUCUUUCCUCCUCCUCCUCCUCCUCCUCCUCCUCCUCCUCCUCCCCCUCCCAGCCAAACUCUGUAAGAUAUAGUCAAGAAGACCGGAGACGGAGGAGGGUGCAGGUGGAUGUCACGGUCGAUCCCGCACCUUGGCGCUCCACUCCACACCCUCUGGUCCACAUAACAAAUAACCAGGACUUUAACCAACAACGAAAGAAUAGAAGCUGGCGCGGUCGAAACCGCCCCUAGGCGUGCCGCCAUCGCCCGGCUCGGAUCCCACGGAGUGGGAGUGCCAUAAAGGCCACAUUAAGAAGAAGCCAUUGCAGCCUGACUCUUAGACCACUAGUCGGCCGCUCCACACAAACACGCACAACACUGGGCCGACUGCGAUGUCCAAGUUAUCUCGUCAGUUGGCAACCUGCCAAGUCACGGCUUUUAGCGCAUCCUGAUAGCUUCAAGCGCGUCAGAUUGUUUAUAGAGAAAAGGAAAAUGCGCAGAGUCGUCGACCUCACUUUCGCAUUCCCAGGUCUCUGCCACUGACCGAGCCGGUCAGUUGACAGUUGAUAGUUGACAAUUAAGUACAAAUAAAGUCACAUGACAAUUUGCCAUCUCAAAAGACUUAGUUUAUAGGCAGAAUGGUAUUGCCGACAAAGACAAGGGAGACUGGAAUGGCCAUUUCUGGCUUAUUAGCCGUCGUCAGCCAGCCAUACCCAAGCCCGAAGUGUGGAACACCCGAGCCUCGAACUCGCGACCUGUUGGUUUAGAAGUUCACGCCUCUACCCACCGGGCCACGAGCCCAUUGCCCUGUCGGUUUUCGAUCGGGAAUAUACAGUGUUAGGGGGCGCUGACCGAUAGCUCAUACGGAACUCACUCGUUCCGGUGUGCCUUAAGGGCUCUCUCUCGAGCCCAACCAGCAGCCGCACAGCGGCGCAUGAUAUAUAGGCAGAAUGGUAUUACCGACAAUGACAAGGAAUGGAAUGGAAUGAAAGGACUGGAAUGGCCUUUUCUGGCUUAUUAGCCGUCGUCAGCCAGUCAUACCCAAGCCCGAGGUGUCAAAAUGUGUCCGGCGUUAUUUACAGGCAUUUAUUGUUCAGUACAAAAUUUGGAAAAGCCUACUUAUGCAAAACAUUUCUCCGGAACAUAGAUGCCCAGGUGUUCAGGCGAUUGCUAACCUAAACAACUGUUUUAGCCCUAGCCCACUCCCAGCUGCCCCAGAAAUGCAAGUUAGGGUUAAUUCAAAACGAAAUAUCGUCCUAGAGUUUGAAGCCACGUACUGGAACGAAUUGAUAGUUCUCGAAAAUUCCCCAUUUUAACAAGACCACAUGACUUUCUCAAGUUAACGGAUAUUAUAUGCACUGAGCAGUUCAACAGGAAGUGGUCGCUACUGUGGUAAAAAUGUGGACACUGCACUUCAGCAUAAGCAACAGUGCUUCAAAACAUGGCCUAUUCGUCCUAACAGUCUUCAAAAAAGUACUCCAAAUUAACUGUUCAGUUUUUGGAUGAUUUUUCACUUUUCGGGAUACAGUAAGUUCCAUAGCUCAUGAAAUGCGCCGAAGCUUAGCAAACGUAGCCUAUCGCUCGUAAACCGGCAUAAACGAAUCGAUUAAGGCUCCAAACUAAUAAUAAAGAUUUUUGGAGAAUGGAAAACAUCAAAGAAAUAAUAAAAGGAAUAAUACUUUGUUUAGAAUUAACAAUUUAUCUAGAAAAACGAAAAUUUCGAAAAUGUCAAGAAAUCGUUUAAAUGAAAAAACCUAAGAUGUAGGUGUAUAGAAAAUCUAUCAAUGAAAAAAACUAAGCAAAUACAACGGCACAAGUAGAAUAACACUUGACAAUAGCCCUCGAGGGAAUUUUACGCUUAAAUGUCCUUUGGAGAUAAGCGUGUUAUCAGGUAUGGCUGUUAGCCAAGAGCCUACAUUUUGAGCAUAACUCAUAAAACGGUUUCACGAGAAUCGGCUGUAUUUUUCCCGUUCGUACAUUGGUUGAGAUGCGGUAGACCAAGGCAAAUAGGAGUUCGCUUGAUUUCACCGGAAGAGACGUCAUAAAAAUAGAAGUUUACACAAGGUCACAUGUUCGCAGGCUGGUCAGUUACCAAUAAAUCUGAAUAGAAUUGGCAGGUGUAGUCGUAAACACACCAUUUUGUGUGUAUAUUAAGACUUUCCUUCGACCAAAUUUCCUUGCGGUUUAUCGAUAUGCUGGAGUGCGCUGAACCUCAGAUCGUCCUCGAAAUAUCGGUGAAUAUUUCGCGACUAUAAGGGUUUUUAAUGGACUGCCCGUAAGGGUAGAUUCUGAGUUAUGUGUUUAUCAAAACCUUCAAAAUAAGAUAUUCCUUGAAAGCGUUUACCAAAGUUACUGCUAAGACAGUUAAUUUUCAGCCUCUUCCGUUUCUCAAUUACGUUUAUGUGGAAACUAGCGUUUAAAAAAUAUCGUGCCAUACGAUGAGAGUUAACAAAGUCACUUUGGCGGAGGGCCCUCUAGCGGUAAGGUACUGAGUAUUCUCAAGGGGCAGGAAAGUGUUCAACCGUUUAAGCAAACGAUUGCAUAUAGGCGUUUUCACUGCGUUUUGGGCCAUAAAAUCACACAGAUUAGUAACCCCGAAUUUUUAGAAUCAAUGAAGUGUCUGAUUUUCCAAAAAUACCCUGCAUACACACUGCAACAUCUGUCUUACAUGGAGAAAAAAUUGGUUUUCAGGUGCAGGAAGUUUCGUUUGGCAAAACUCUCGAGUUUAGCUUACCUUUCUCUAGUAGAAACACGCGCAUGAAUGCGUAAACGUAAUCUACGACAGCUAUUAUCACAGGAAACUACCCUAAUAUAGGGUAAAGUAAAUCUCCUUCCACGUUUGCGAAUACUUCGACUGACGAAAUUAUUUAUGAACUUAUCCGGCACGUAAAGAGGACACUUUUGGGGACGGACUAGACGUGUGCAACGUUUUAGAUGGCUAAAAUUGAUCGCCUCAAUUCGCGUCAUCGUGUUUCAUAAGCUAAGUCACAUAAUACCAUACGUUAUUAUUCAAAUAAACCCGUCACAAGUGUCAAGACUUGGAACGUUUUACUUCGGAUAAACUGCUUCACAUGAAGGUACUUAUGUUAGAUCAUUUUCGAAAGACUAGAUGGAUAUGAGAGACUGUGUAAACUUGAUAUCCUAAAUUCGUUAUGCUGGCUUGGCAUAAGCCACAGUUUCUGGCAGUCAGUCUGAACCUGCCACACCCCCUUUACAAAUAAAAUACUGAAGAAUGCUACAAAAGUGGAGAUUUUCCGGUUGGAAUUGCUUUGGGUGAGGACUAUUCAAGCCAAGGAACGCAUUUUCUCUAAUCAAAAGUGAUUCUCUUAGGAAUUCAUCGUUUCACUUGAUAAAUAUGAAAUGCGUCACAUCGUGUUGAAAACUAUCUUGAGAUGUUACGUUGUCCCUCGCCGGAAUGUGGAGAAGUGCUCCGCGCGCCGUGGCGCCUCAACGCACAAAAGCAAGGAAAUUUCUAAAUCAAAGCAAAGUCUGGGAGACCUGACACAUUUUGAACUGCAGUUUUUUGUCCUAUCAUGGCGUCAUAUUUCGAUUAUUAACCUGAGUUCGCUAACAUAAGUGCAAACAGAUAUUUGCCUGGUCAAUAGUUUGGAUAGAUUACUUGCACAUACUUAUUGCUACGCACCGAAAAGCAUUCACGGUAAAAUCUAAUUUCGUAGCCGCACCUAUUAGGGGUUAGGUUUAAGGGUUAGGGGGGUUAGGGUUAACGUUAGGGGUCACGUUUAGGGGUUGGGGUUAGUGUUAGGGCUUAGGGUUGGGCUAGGUGUUAGUGUUGGGGGUUAGGGUUAUGAGUUAGGGCUUAGGGUUAGAGGUUAGGGAUUAGGUUUUGGCGUUAGCGUUAAAUCCCCUAUUGUCCCCGGUACCUUAUGACAGACAACUGGGGCCCGUCUACUGCAGGUGCGGCCACCAAAUAAGAUCCGACCGCAUUCACCCUCAAACUUUGUCCAAAUUGGAGGAGUUUCGCACUACAAGUCUUGGAGGUGAUGGAGGCUACUUUGAUUAAUUUAUGUUUUCACUUAGGUUGCGUGUUUGUUUUCACCAAGAUUUAAUUUCGAAUAUGCCUAUGCGUUUGAGGGCUAGUUUUCUGGCCAAUUAUUGCAUUUUUUGCGCUUUUCUGAGUUGGGCCCUGGAAUAGGGAUCUCUCCUUGCCCUAAAUUCCAGGAGUGUUUGAGUUAGGCUUAAGGAUAACGUUAGGUUUAAGGUUUGGGGCUAGAAAGGCAAGCUGCGAGGCUACCUGCAGUACUGAGGGGUUCAUAAGCCGAGCCUUUUCUAAACUGAAACCUCAAGAGGAUGCAUAUCGUAGGGCAAGUAGAUCAAGAGGAGUGCAAGAAGCGUUUUGAUAGUAGGCAGGUGCGGCUGCUUCGAAACUGACCGAUAGUAUAGUAUGACAAUCUUCAAGAACACCGUGAAACAGCAAAUGGACACCUUUCGAGUUUCUCAUAAGUCCCAUUUCUGUUACAUGGAACCUAAAAGAUUCAUUUGGCAGAAUUAAAGAUGACUCUACCAUGCAAAAUUGACAAAUCUCAAUUUGUAGAAUUUUUCCGUGCCCACUAUGGGUUAGUAGUGGCGGUUAGAUGAUGUGUGCCUUGAGGAGGCGAAGUAUGUACGUGGAAUAGGGGGAAAAUAUAAACUCCAUGGGGAACAGGACGUCGUUACAGAUCAAGAAACUAACAUAUAAUGGCAGGUGGCGCUCACCGAUCACUCUUACGGAACUCACUACUUCCGUUGUGCCUUAUGGGCUCUAUUUCGAGCCCAACCAACAGCCGCACAGUGGCGCAUGAUAUAGGCAGUAUAUUAUUACCGACGGAGACAAGGGAGACUGGAAUGGCCAUUUCUGGCUUAUUAACCGUCGUCAACCAGUCAUACCCAACCCCGAAGUGUGGAACACCCGAGGCUCGAGCCACGAGCCCGUUGCCCUAUCGAUUUUCGAUCGGGAAUAUACAAUGGUAGGGGGCGCUCACCGAUCGUUCUUACGGAACUCACUCGUUCCGUUGUGCUUUGUCUUUGUCGGUAAUAACAUACUGCCUAUAUCAUGCGCCGCUGUACGGCUGCUGGUUGGGCACGAGAGAGAGCCCUUAAGACACAACGGAACGAGUGAGUUCUGUAAGAACGGUCGGUGAGCGCCUCCUACCAUUGUAUAUUCCCGAUCGAAACCGACAGGGCAACAGGCGCGUGGCCCAGUGGUUAGAGGCGUGCAUUUCUAACUAGCUGAUCGCGAGUUCGAGCCUUGGGUGCUGCACACUUCAGGAUUGGGUAUGACUGGCUGACGACGGCUAACAAGCCAGAAAUGGUCAUUCCAGCUAACAUAUAUCCAGAUGGAAGACAAAAUAAAUUUGGUGUAGUUGGCUUCUGCCUCCAAAAAUUGGUACGAAGGUUCCAUAAACCGGAGUUUCUGUCUAGCCAACAGCCCGCAGUACUCGGUGCCAGAAAUUGGGUUUGGACUGUCGUUGGCUGCUCACGGCAAAUAAGUCAGAAUUGCCGUUCUGGCGUCCCCUGCUCCCCCCCCCCCCCGCAAUGCAUCUCGAUAUUUAAUGUACUGACACGGAGGACUGUGUCAGCCAGCGGGUUAGCGAUGUGCCAGGUGGUCAGACGCGGCCUAGAUGCUGCUUACUGAUUCAGUCACGCCUGUAUGGCGCAGGUGUGGGAGGCGUGUGCGGCGGCGUUGGCGCCGGUCAUGGGGACAUGACGGCCUAUCGUCACAGUUGUUUAUGAGCCUACGACGUGCUGCCAGGAGCGGCGCCACCUCAAUGGCCGCCCAAUCUAGGUGCCCCUCGGCCGUCCCGUCUCGGGGGGCCAGGCGCCGGGGCCCAGACUUGGGCCAUAGCAACGGAGCAUAGCUGCUGUCUGACAUGUUGGGGGCCGCGGGCCUAGUGUAGGCGGCAAUCGCCCGGCGCCAGUCGACACACUUGGUGAAGGGGGUUGGUCGAACCGGGCGCAGGACACGAAUUAAUCGGGCAGCUGGCAAUCCGAAAGGGUCAGCGGACGCGUACAAACGCGCAAAAGUAGAAGACGGCAGCUUCUGGCCUAUCAAGUUGAACAUCAGACUGAAGGAGCUGCAGGCUGAGCCAACAGUGUGGAGGUAGUGAUGAGGGGGGGGGGAGAGGGGAGGGAUAGCGUGGCCGCUCUCAGUGAACGUUACGUCCAGCCGAUUCAUCUCGGUUGAGGAGGGAGACAGAUGUUUAGUAAGAGGGCCAAGCAUUUGCUUAUUCUGCCCUCGGACGUGAAAGAAGAACGAUUUAAGAGAAGAUGGGUCCAGGAACAGGUUUAGCUCGAUCUUCGUUAGUACCAGACGCGGGUAGUUCCCCCAGUGAAUGAAGAUGGGGUGAACUAGCCUGACCGUACAUCCGCACAAGAACUAGCUAAAGACAAAGACGCCUGGUUUGAGUUUUAUCCAGUUGGUUACGGGGGGCUUUGUGUUCGGCGCUUCACUUGCUGCCCCAUGUGCGGCGCAUUUACUGAUAUACCCUGAAUUCGGGGCGGAAAUAGGCGAUUCACACUGCCUGCGGUCUAUGGCAGAUACGGACCGCGUUGUGUGUGGCACGUCACUGCAUCCGUUCCAAGUUUCGGUCGUCUUGACGUUGUCUUGCCACCGAAACAAAGAAGGUUAGGAGGAGAGAGUGUGGUAGAUGCUGGAGAAAUCUGCCUCAAUUCACGUUCAAGUCAGCCGUGCCAAGCCACACAUUACGUACUACGCGAUGGAUUUCGUCCCUGCGACGGCCAAACUGUCACAGCCCACAUAGGCGGUCAUGGGAGGACCAGCUCAAGCUAUGCUGGGUCGACACAUCGUGCGGACGGAUAACGAGCGCUUGUCGGAGCGAUUCUUCCAUAAGAACAUUCCUACGCCUAGUCUGAACAAGAUAGACCGAACUGACGCUAAAAGGGCACUUUGAAGACAGCCUAAAACGAAUCCGAACUAACCAAGAACCCUGGGAUCAACAGGCAUGUUGAAAAGUCGUCAAAAAUGUGACAGCGCUUUUCAAGGCCAAUCAAACAGAGUAGGUACGCAACGGUCUGGUUGUGCAAUCACGAAUCCAUCGGAGAAUAAUUGUAGCCACAUUUUCAGGCACAGCCCGAAGACAUUUAGCCAACAUGGGGACCCUUACGAUCGUGUGUGCAAGCAGUUGGGCCGCCCAUCAUGUACACGCGUGCUAUUCAAUGGUGUUUGUCGGCACCUAUAAUAACGUGUGAACUGCUAUAUCGACAUGCAGUCGGCAUGCGCACUUGACAGGCGACGAGCGGAGUCUGUACACCACGCCAGCCACCAAUUUCAGAAUCAGACAGACUACAGGCCAUAGGUGGGGCAGAGGGCUUUUCUCAUAGGAAAUCAGCGCAUUCUCCACCAUAGUAAGUCCAACGCUCUUGAAAACAUCACGAUGAACAAAAAUUCAUCGCUGGGAAUGUUGCAACUGACAGGAUACCUCGUUCAGCCCUAGGAACAAAAGGCCAUCUGCAAUGAUUUCUCCUUAAUGUGGCCUCAGUGGCAUCCUCCACUUCUGUGAGAUCCGAGCCUCUUUGGAUCACGUGUCAGACGGAGAAUUUAUGUCCUUGACUUGAAUUGGACAAGCCACUGGGUUAGCAGUCAGAGAAAGGAAGGUGAGGUAAAUCCGAUCCUGAUCCAGAACUUACUCCCACACUACAAUUAACCAGGUGUGCGUUUAACCUAUCGUGACGCGCCCACGGCCAUGCCCUGAAGUACAUCACUGACGAAGACAAGGGAGAUUGAAGUGGUCAUUUCUGGCUUAUUAGCCAUCGUCAGCCAGCCAUUUCCGAUCGCAACCGACAGGACAAUGAGUCCAUGACUCAGUAGUUAGGGCAAUAAAAUUCCAACCAACAGGUGGCCUCAAGUGCCGCGCACCUCGAAGUCAAGUAUGGCUGACUGACGAGGGCUGAUAAGUUAGAAACCGCUACUCAAGUCCACCUUGUCUUUGUCGGCAAUAGCACUCUGCUCAUAUUACGCGUCGCUAUGCGGCUGCUGGCGGGCUCGAGAGAGGGUCCCAAGGCGGAACGAAACGAGUGAGUUCCGUAACGCGAUCGGUGAGAGCCCCUCUACCGUGCCGACUGUUGGGAUAAGUCUGUCCAACCCAGGACUGAGGGUCCGGCCACAGUGACACCACCACGUAGUCUUCACUGCAUUGUCGACUGCGUGCUUUGCGGGAUUCCUGCUCGGAAUGAAGUCUAGGUCAUGCGUAACACUAGUAGCCGGGACGUUUAGCUCUAUCAGCCACCACACCCAAUCUAACCUCCGAUCGCAUCGAUUUUGUUUUUCCAUCAGAGAGCGUUAAUUGGGAGUAAGAGUGGGUGUGGAGGAUAAAACAGAAGGUCGUUUUAUUAUAAAUGACACAAUGAGUGAGCCAGGACUGAGCCACAUGUUGGGGCAUCGAUGAAACCCCCCCUGAUCUAUAUUUGGAGAAGUUUUUCGGCAAAGACAGGACCCCGGAAUGACCACUUCUGUUAUAUUUGCAGUCCACGGUUGGUAAUACUAAAGCCCCAAGCGGCACGGCAGAUUUCCGAACCCGAGUCGCCCGAUUAUAGAACACCACACUCCCAGGUGAGCUACAGUCCUAAUUUAGGCCACCUGGAAUAUGAAAUCACACAGAGGAGGCGUGCAAAGUUCUAUUCUGUGUAGGGGGCGAAAAUGGACAUUUAUUUGACCAAUGACGUACACAGACCAGAAAUGGCGUUCGGUGUCGCCAUCUCUGUUGAUAAAAUGCUUGGGUGAUUGAACUAGUCGCCAUACGACCACCCGUAUAGCCUUGGCUGCAAAAUUAAAUGGACUUGGCGAGGUCGCAAUGCACGGCUGCAUUACAGUAGCUGACCAAAUUCACGAAAUUUAUAUCGGAAUUCUGAAAUGUGUUUUUGAUUAUAAAAGACUACUGAUUAUUGUGCAGCAUAUUCCCGAGUUAGCUCAGUCACGCCUUGAUGACGACUUUUAAAUGGGCCCAUAUUUUCCGCAUGCGAAAGCCACGAUCGGCACAGGACUGCUUAAGUAGCAUGAAAGUUUCUCUUUGAUUUUCGAUGCCCCCAUAUAUUUAAAUGUAUUUUAUGGAAAAAAUGACCAAAAAUAUUUUUUGUGCUCCUUUGAUGACAAAUGACAUCUUAUUCAACUUUCGUAUUUGAGAACAAGGUGUUUUUCGGAUUAAAAAAGUGGUUAUUAAAAAUUUUUGAGACCGUGGAGUGUCCACUCAUACUGCGUCGUAUCUGCCUGUUUAUUAAUGCUGCUUAUGAGGAACGCAACAUGGGCGGCGUCCAUUGCGAAAUUUUAAGAACACAGAAAAAUAUGCGACUGUCCUCAAACGAACGAUACCCUUUCUUUAAGUAGAACGCUCAAAGAAGACGCCAUGUUCUACCAAACGUAUACUUGAAAGAAUAUUUUUUACAUGCUUCCUAUGAAAUAUACAUGACUUUAUAAUGACAUCGAAAAUAAGUGGAGAGAAUUCAUACUGCUUAAAAGGGCAUUUUUGCCGAGUGCGGUUUUUAAAUGCGGCUGGGAAAAACUGGCCUCCUGGUGUAACUGAAAUAGACUGGGAAUAUGCUGCAUGGUAAUCAGUAUUGUAACCCUACUUGAGUAAUCCCAUCCUAUUUCAUCAGAUAGGCCAGCUACUGCAAGUCGGCGAAAGUCUCAGCCGGGCUUGGGGUAGUUCCUGUGCAGAUCAAAUAUCGAGGCGAUAUGCAGUCAUAAGGAAUUGAUUUAUUGACGCAUCCUGCUGGAAGGUUCUUCUUGCCUGAUUAUUGAUCGCGCUCGUCUAAUCGGUUCAGGCCUGUCAGGGGAUACAUGAUCCUUGGAGAUCUGCCGAAUGUCUAAUAUUGGCGUCAACUACGUAUUUUCGAUACCCGUGAAAUACGCCAGCCUCUGUGUAUUCCCAAAGAUUCGAAACUUUGGCAAAACAAUUUACACCCAGUCUCUGUUCACAUAGUGACUUCGAUAUUCUUGCCGCUGACAAUGAUCGUUGACUCCGAAAGGAGAUGAGGAAAACUGAGCAGAAGUUAAGUAAUUUUGCGGAAACGUUAUGUCAGUCAGGAGAAAAAGAUUCAGAAUUUUGUCUUAUCUGUUCACAUAACGCCUUUUAUGCUCCUGCUGCCCUUUGUUACGUCCAGGAGACGAUGGAGCACUAGAAAAUGGACCCCAGUAUUAUGGGAGGUAAAUUCUAGGGGUCUGUUGGGGCUAAUCUCGGUGCUAGGGUUAUGGUUAGAAGGAUCAGGAUUAUGCUUAGGAUCGUGUGGAUUAUUGUUAGGGUCAAAAUUAGGACACGGGAAUAGGCACCCCCUUGGAAUGCAGUGUAAAGCCACUUAUAGUAGAGGGCUCCAUAUUUCCGUGUUUGACUCAGGCCUGUCCUGCCCUGUCCUUACUUCUGCAGUCGUUAAAAGUCCUUCAACGUGUUCGUAUGUCAGACAGUUAAUUUGCUCAGUCUGUGAAAAGAGCUGGCAGCCCAACACCGUAGCGUGCACUUUGAUCAAGAUUUCCAUGGCUUCCUAGAUAGAACAAACUCACAAAAUUGUUGGCAAGAGCGCACUUCUCUGAGUGGCUUAGUGGAAGAAUUAAUGCCCUAACCACUGGACGCUAGCUGAUUUGAAAUAUCUGCGGCAUAUAGGGGUUGAAUGUGAUUGCGCUUUCAGAUCGAACUACCAGCCGAAAGGUUUUAGGAGAUCAAAUUGAAAAGUCGGCUUUUACGCACAGGAACAGCGCUAGGUGGCAAAAACCGUUAGUGGACUAGUUCAACCCUCGGUUUUCAAAUUUCGAGGGCUUGAAUAAUAAAAAUAUAAACAGCCGAAAUGUUCUAUUAACCAAUGUACAGCAAGGUUUGACAGCAGCGGUAAAUGAGCUAAUGACGGCUGCAAGAAAAGACUAAAGAGUCUGAAUGAUGGGUUAAUUAAAAGAUGGAACCUACUGCAUUCCAAGGCAGUCUAUAACGAAAGUAAUUGUGAAUUAGAAGGAAAGCUGCAAACAAAAAAAAACGUCAGACAAUGGGCCACCAGUACCAUCGUCUCAGGCGACGAUAUCCACCGCGUGUCCUACAGAGUGGACGCACCAUUGAUAACUUGCGCCUAAAUUAGUUCAUAGUGAAGUGGACUCACGCAUCAUCUACUGCACUCUGUCUUGACUUGUUUACAUAGCUCCGGAGGCGGGCUAGGGCGCAAUGGAUGAGAACGCGGAACAUUCUUCUACGCGUGCCACACACACGACCUGGUACUCGACAUUUACUAGUCGUCUGUGAGGACGACCCGGAUCUCACGUGCAUGAAAGUGCCAAAUAGGCCGCUAUCAGAACUUGUCAGUCCGCCGACCACUCCGAAAUACUUCCGUGAAGACCCAGUUGUGCCUUCAGUUGACAAACUCUCAAAUUACGAUCGAUAACGCGUCGCGAUAGAUCCAGUUGCGUCAAAUUUAUUUUAGUGGGAAAUGCUCUGACAUGUCAUGGGGGAUGUAUUUCUCAGCGUCGAUUUCACGCCCUCUUCGCCCAUGCCAUCGAUGACAAAUACAGGACUCAACCUCUCGCGAUUCAGUGUUUAGGAACCGAGAAGGAUUCGAACCCAGAGCAGUGGUAUUGCAUCAAAAAGACCACGGUUAGUCAGAAAAUAUUUAAAAAGAAAUAAACUUAUGAGAAUACAGCAAGCAAAUAACGGAUUACAUUUAUUUUGAAGGUUGAAAUGAAAGCUCAUUUCGGAUAAACAGCUAUUUAAAUUCUCGUGCAUAAAUCUGUCCUGCAUGGAGGGCGCAAUGUGAACCUCCUGUUCUGCCUUGGUGAAUUUCCGAGGAAAUUAAUUCGCAAAGUUGGAGUAAAUCCCUCGGAACAGACCUUUUUAGGCACGGUCCGAAAUUUUAUAUGAAUAUUUGAGCUGAAAUCCAUCAGUCAUUGCGGAAUAAUUGCGUAAUAUUGACAAACCGCCAACAGGCAGCCCGUAGUAUACAAGUGAGUAAUUAUUUACCGUACUGACAACACAGGUACUAGCUUUCAGUUAGAAGAACACUCAGUCAGUUGCUUCACGAAACACGCGUUUUCUGAACUGACAUCUGAAACUGGUGGCGGGAAAUUUUUACAAAAAUAUCACAAGCUCGUGCGAAGUGCCAAGCGUUCGUUGCAAUGAAUGUCAUGCUGUUCAUUCAAGUUAGCUAGCUUGUGUUGUCAGUACGAUAAAUAAAUAAUUACUCCGCUGCCUGUUAGCGGUUUGUGAAUAUUACGCAGUUAUUCCGCAGUGGCUGGUGAAUUUCAGCCCAAAUAUUCAUAUCAAAUUUCGGACUGUGACUGAAAAGGUCUGUUCCAAUGGAUUUACUCAAAGUUUACGAAUUAAUUUCUCCGGAAAUUUAGAAAGACAAGGUGAAAAUGGAGUUCAUGUAUGAGAAAACACGCUGAGAAGGCUGGGGGACCCAUCGAUAAGCCGAAUCUCUCGCGGCUGCCCAGGCAGCAGAGGAUAGGCGAGACGCGCCUGUCUGGGCGUUUAGCUAGCACCUGCAUUGCCAGUACAGUAAAUGAUUACACAACCUUCGGUUCCCUCCGCAACUGCGAUCUACAGAGGCCUAAUGUUUGGUGGUCUAAUAAGUACAAUCCACAAAGCGGAAGUUCUGACGGUAAAAAGACGAUGCGCCUAUGAAGUGUUUGUCGAUAAUUUAAGAUCACGGUCAUUAUCGUCGAUCAUUCAUCUACGGACACAACAAUGCGUCGGUGAAGGUGGCGCCGAUGAAUGUAAGCCUCCCGCCGUCAACUCGUGAGGUUGCUUUCUAAUCGGCACUUUGGACAGCCUGCCCCCUCCCCCUCAUCUGCCGCUGACCUGAUACAUCUAACACGGCUAUAAACUCGAAUUUAAGACGCUUGUGGACGCAAAACAAAAGUAGGCCCCGGGUGCCGGCUGACUGAUCGUCCAACUAUGUUUGAUUGCUGCCCACGCAAUUUGGAAUGUCGCUUCCGCGGCCGCCUAUGCUGAGGCACACCCGGACCCCGUUGCGAAAAUGCAGUCAAAAUUAUGACUGCUCCCGGUCUGGUGAUUGGGCUAAAGGUUUUUUGGGGGGAGGGGGGAUACAGUUCCUUCCAAGCGCCAUUCAAUGGACCCAGUGGAGUCUGAACAAAAACUAUCGAAUUCGCGCAUCGUGCUCCCCGUCCAGGUAUUUAAAUAUAUGGAGGACUAAAAAGGAUUCUGACACCAGGUUGAACAUUUUGCCCGUCAAUUUCAACUACGUCUGAGUAUUCGCGUUUUUGCAGGCCAGGCGAUUGUGUUUAGAGCAAGCGCUGGACCCUACAAUACGCUUCCUGACUCAUUAAACCCUUAUCGAAAAAACACUUCGUCAGUUGCUUCACGAAACACGCCUUUUCCGAACUGAUAUCUGAAACCGCUGGCAAGAGAUUUUUUAUAUAAAUGUUAAAUGCGAAAUGCUAGGCGUUCGUAACAAUAAAUUUCAUAUUGCCCAACUGGUCAUUUCGGUUUAGUGUAUUUGAUUGAAAGUGGACGUACAGUAGAUGUCUUAUCGCGUAAAAUGUCAACUGAAAUCCGGAAAUAUGUUUUGAUUUGAAAAUAUUACUUAAGUGGGGGGUAAACUUAGUUAUCAUACAGCCAAAUCUUAAGAUAUUUCAGCCACAUCAGGAUGCCGGUUUUUCAGGAACGCUCUUCGGCCGUCUGAAAAAACUACACUCUUUAAAAAUGAAUGGUUAAAUGGUAUAAAUUUUUCCAACUGAUUUCUGAUGCCCUUAUAGAUCCAGAUAUGUCAGAUAGAAAAUAUGUACAAAACUAUUCUCUUUUGUGCUCAUUUGAUAACAAAUUACAUCCGUAAAUUUUAUGCGGGAAGAAAAGGUGUCUUCCGGUUUUAGAAAAUUUUUCAAUUGCUGAAUACUUUUCUCCCAUUUUUUAAUAUUAGUGGAAAAAAUCCUACUUAUUCAGUAGUCAUUUUUUACAAUCUAUAAUUUUUGCAGACGGCUUAAAUACCUUGGGAUUAUUCUGCGCGACAAUUAAUAUUGCAGUUCUACUAAAGUAGUCUUUUAAAAUCGAGAACGCAUUUCAGAAUUUCGAUCAACAUUUCAUGUAAUAGCACAUCUACUCUGAAUAGGGAGCCCAGCGAAACAAGGCAUCUUGUUCAGCUAAAAUAGCAAACUACGUCAAAAUAAUUGGGUCAGAAUCUGAGAGGUUACCUUCCUGGAAAGGUCGUUGUAAUGGGUUUUAUUUCUGCACAAAAGCACACAAAGCAGCUGGCAAUCUAUGCUAACGGUUGGUGCUGUUGGCUUUCUAACCCUCCUCUGAGCACAAUAUUUGUGAGUAGGUGUGGGAUGGAAAAACUGUCCUGAGAUAUUGUGCGGAGAAAGUGGACAACACGGCGACUUGUAUGAACAAAAACAAUUAUCCCCUCCUCAAAAAUGCCUCGAUUAUUGCAUACUUCCAUUUAAACCUUAUCUUCUUCGUAAUUUUCCUACAGAUAGUUUUAUACUUGUGCGGGGAUAAGAAACUCUGAAGCAGGCUUUUCCAAGAGAUUCAAUGUGGCAUGGGGAGACUAGGCGGAAUACAAAAUUCCAUUAGCUUGCUAUCCUUCGGGAUUCUGUUUUUUUGCCCGAAAUUUAUCUCUCCCAUCCUCCGUUCUCAGCCAGCGUUUCUUUCUCCCCCCACGGACUCAGAUCGUUGUCGUUUUUGCAAAAAAUGUACUCAGCCAGUGGUUGGAGUCAUUAGUACUGAAGAGAAGCUGAAAACGAAUUGACAGCUGCCUGUUUGCUCCGAAUCAGUCAACCUGUCGAGGCAGAGGGCUGCCUACUAAUGCACUCAAGUGAGUUCCAAACCUACCGCUCAGAUAGAUAAGAUAAGAGCAUAUAUUUGCGGCGCACGAAGGGGGAAUAGACUCGCCAGUCUUGAGUGCCAGCCCUAGACCGCAGUCAUCUAGUUCGUGGUGGGCAGGAGCGGGGUCGAAAGGGGAAGGGUGGGGGGCUAAAGUGAUACUGCGCAGAAAUCGGAGGCCUUCAGUUUUGUCCUAGUUCUGAGCCGUUUCCAGAGCUAAAUAUUUUCUGCUGAAGGCAAAGUGGUCACAAAAAGACUCAUCUGCCUGACAGCAGUCCGUAGGCUUAGAGCACCGACUGCCGCCUUUUCGAAAACUAAUCGGAUUCAAGAGUCGUAAAGUGCGCACGGGGGUGGUGACGGAGAAUCGGACUUGCACUGUGUCUAUCUCAUUCUCUCUGUCUCUCCCCUAUCCACCAUAUACAAAUGACAAGAUAAAUUCACGAUGACUAAUGAUGGGCAUGAACCAAAAGAGGUAAAAAACCACUACUCGCACUACAUGGUCUAGUCAUUGACUCCAUACGAACCAGGAAGAUGCGAUCAUGGACUUGGCGUAUGGGAGAGGUACUACAAAGGCCACAUUGAUCGAAAGGGAACUAAGCGCCGCGUCAGCUGGCAACUCCUAGAGCGAUAGAGCAGCUUCACACGCGUCCAAUCUGGUAAAUUCGAAGUAAUCUAGUCUGGUUGUUGGACAACCUGAGGGUCACCUUGCCGGCGUCUUUAAGCUCAUGUUCAUCGCGCUGGCGCGUUUGAGGUCCUGGCUUUGGGGCGCCGGACCCAACCGUUUCUAACGUGUCCCGUCCUGCAACCAGGUCCACUCUGUGCACCUUACCUGUAGCACAAACACUCCCAAGCUCGGCCGAUGGAAUACGAAUGCGCGGCUUGGCGCAGAGCUAGGCGUUGGGUGGAAACGGGAACAUUUUCGCCCUGUGUAAUGACUUGCUUCACCAACGGCGCCAAAAUUCAGCCGGCUGUGACCGUAUCAAAGUGCCUGCUACCCCUGUCAGCGACAGCCUUUCUUGUGCGCAAGUUGCGUAUUUCUCAUCAUUGUUAGAGUUUAAAAAUUUUCAAACAAUUUUUGCUAUGACUUGAAGGAAUCAAGAUGUAAGGGUUUAUUAUUUUGUGCGUUCCAAACUGUCGACAUCCAGAAGAGCACUUUGGUUCAUGCGAAGAUGUUUGCAUCUAAAAACACUAUCUCCUGAAUAUCACUGCGUAUACUGAGUUGCGGUGAGAGGGAGAUGUCGCGUUUUGUUUUCUUCAAAAUUACUCAAGAGACAGUUUUAACGCGAGUCUUGGACAAACAACCUUAAAAGCCACGUUAAGAACAACUACAGUAGAUGUGCUAACUCACGAAAUAUUAACCGACAUUCCGAAAUGCGUUUUCGACUCAAAAAUAUUACAUAAGUAGGGUUGCAAUUUUAACUGCCGUGCAGCGUAAUCCCAAUAUAUUUCAGUUACUCCGGGAUGUCGGCUUUAGACCAAACUUCUUUCGGGGCGCCUGUGAAAACUACACUCUGUAAAGAAGGGAAACUCAAAUAUUCUAAAAUUUUCUCCCCGAGUUUUGAUGCUCAUAUAAAUUCAAAUACAUUACGUAGAAAACAUGCAUAAAAAUAUCCAUUCUUUUACUCGUUUGGUAGAAAAGUACGACUUCUUCAAAUUUUACACUUGAAUAAAGAUUGUAAUUCGGUUUCAAAAAACAUUUCUAAUUUCUGAAUAGUUCUGAACCCGACCUGCAGUUACACUUGCAGUCAGGGUUUCUAAACUAUAAACUGUGAAUUUUCAGUGUGCGUAAAAUCGUACAUUUCUAUAACCUACUAAGAGGAGCGCAUAUUGGGUUCAUAAAGUUUAACAGUGGGUCCGAACCAUAUUGCAAACCCUACAAGCAACAUUAGUUAAUGCAGCGACACGAUGUCUUAUGAAAGGACAUUUCAUAGGCUUAAAAACCUCAUAUUUAGACAUUUGUCUGGAAUGGAAUCAUAAUCUUUCCUCAAGUAUUAGGUUUAAACAAGACGUAGUUUUCUACCAACUGAGCAAAAGAUUGUCUAUUUUGAUGCCUAUUUUUUAUGAAAUAUAUUUAAAUUUAUAUGAGCAUCGAGAAUCAGUCAGAAAAACUCAUACUAUUUAAGUAGCCAUUUUUACAGAGUUUAGAUUUUGCAGGCAAUCGGAAAUAAAAUUGUUCUAGAAUCGGCAUCCGGAAGUAAUUUAAAUAUCUUGGGGUUGUUCUUCACGGUAAUUAAUAUAGGAGCCCCAGUUAAGUAAUCUUUUCAAGUCGAAAACGCAUUUCGGAAUUUCGGUUAACAUUUCGUUAGUUAUCGCAUCUACUGCAUUUUGUAUCUCCGACCGCAACCGACGAAACAACAGACCCCUGCUUCCAUGGUAGAGAGUCGGACUUAAACGUUUAGUGAUCAAAGAUCCCAGGUCACCCAAGCCCGAGGCUGAUAAGUCAGCAAUGGUCAAUCUAGUCUCUCUCGUCCUUUUCGGAACUCCUUCCUACAAGUACUUUUGUAAGCCACUUAAGCGCUCUGGUAAUGUCUAGCAGAGGUUCAAGUUAGGGGACAGGAAAAUGUAGAGGAAGUAAUACUUUUGAGUAAGUUUUUGGGAAGCGGCCAGCAAUUCAAGGACGCACUGCGGAAGCCCCGAAAAGCAGAGCAGUCAAAGUAAUUCGAUCUGACAUACUUCACAUGUCCAUCGAAGAUGAGGUAGAUAGGAAAGAAUCCAGGGGCCGGAUGGUUUGAAUCCUCUGCUAACCGUCGUCAAUGCAGUUAGUUGUAAUCGAGUUGCGUAGCAGUUACACAUGUUGACGUGGAGACGAUUGCAGUCUCUCCUAAUGACCUACAGUAGAUGUGCUAACUCAUGAAACGUCAACCAAAAUUUCGAAAUGCGUUCUCGUUUCGAAAAGAUAAAUUAAGUAGUGUUGUAAAACUAAUCAUGAUGCAGCAUAAAUCUAUAAUGAUUCAGUUACCUCAGGGUGUCGACUUUCGAAAGAACUUAUUUUCGGCUGCAUGCAAGAUCUAUACUCUGCAAAAAAUGACUACUUACGUAGUAUGCCAUUUUCUCAUUGAUUUUCGAUGUCCUUGAAAAUUCAAUUUUAUUUCAUGGAAAACAUGCAUAAAAAUAUUCAUUCUUUUACUUAUUCGUUAGAAAAUCACGUCUUCUUUCAAUUUUAUACUCAAAAGAAGAGUAUAAUUCGGUUUAAAAAAAAACUUUUCUAAUUCCCGAAUAAUGUUGAACCCGACCGGCUGUUACACUUGCAUUCAGGGUUUCAAAACUACAAGCUGUUUAUUUUCCGUGUACGGAAAACCAUGCAUUUCUCUACGGUGUUAAGAGGAGACCAUAUGAAUUUCAUCAAAUUAAGCAGUGGAUUUGAGCAAUAUUGUUAACUUUAUAAGCAACAUUCGUAAAUGCAGACAGAUGACGUUUCAUGAACGGCCAUUUAACGGUAUUAAAAAAUCUCACAAUUAGAAACUUUUUUGAAACCGAAUUAUACCCUUCUUUCGAAAAUAAAAUUGGGAGAAGACGUGAUUUUCUACCGAAUAAUUAAAAGAAUAAAUAUUUUUAUGCAUGUUUUCCAUGAAAUAUAAUUGAAUUUUCAAGGGCAUCGAAAAUCAAUGAGAAAAUGGCAUACUACGUAAGUAGUCAUUUUUUUGCAGAGUAUAGAUCUUGCAUGCAGCCGAAAAUAAGUUCUUUCGAAAGUCGACACCCUGAGGUAACUGGAUCAUUAUAGAUUUAUGCUGUAUCAUGAUCAGUUUUACAACACUACUUAAUUUAUCUUUUCGAAGCGAGAACGCGUUUCGAUAUUUUGGUUGACAUUCCAUGAGUUAGCACAUCUACUGUAUAAGUCCUUUCCUCGGUGUGCGAUAACGGCACGUAGGUUCCAGUCAGAUAUUCCAAAAAGUGGAUAUAUUUGCAUUUAAAUUUUAAUCAGUUGUCUACUAAACACUCCUAUUUAAAAAUGCCUAACAAACAUUAUUGGCCUUCCCUCUGGAGGUAUAGGAAAAAGUAAAUAUAUGUUACCCCCAGUAAAGUGUUUGGUAACUUGUAGGAGUCCACUGAGGCCUUCUUGAGUCGCGUGGGACUUAGAACGCAAAAGCACCGCAGUUCUGGUGGACGUAAUCAAACUGAGAAUUGACUUUGAGUGCAGGGCACAGUUGUCAGGACAGCGAUCUCUUGGCAGUUUGAUGAAUCAGGACUGCGAUAAAGACUUUUCAAGCCACCGGUUCUCGCCCUGAGGCAGAACAUGGUAACUGACGGCCAGAGGGGUAAGCCCAUGGCAUAUAAAUUGCAGUAAGCCUAUGCAUCCCAUCAGAAAUCGAAUUCAGAACAAGGCAAGGCAGGAGGGGGGGGGGAUAUCGAGUUGGAUAUUUCUUUUUUGAGCUUAAAAACCGGCUGCCAACGAGAUCUCAGCGACAGCUGCUUCACCGAUGUUGUACAACGCGUUAGCCAUUAUUAAUUGAUGAAAUACCACUGGUUCUGCACCUCUUAAGGUUUCUAAUUUGCCCUUAAAAUCCAGGUCACAUUCGCGUUUAUUUAAGGUGCUGAAAGACAUUUUCAUAAUGGCCCAACAGUUGGAAACUCGGCGCCUCGGUGGGAUUCGAAUCCACGCAGUCAAGGGAAGGCUUUAGUACAGCCCACGCUUUAACCACUUGAGCUACGAGGCCCCGCCGGACGACGCGAGUUAAUUAAAAUUUGAGCCAAAUUACCUGCCCAACCUACUGCAACGUCAGGAAUCCACCAAAUUUGAUACAGUAAGUUGACUGCCCAAGCAGGAUUUCCUAAGUAAUUCACCUGGAAUUCACUAGAAUACCACCAGGCUCACGUAAUUCAUUACUUGCGAUUGGUUAACAGAGGGUGAGGAGAGAGUGAACACAUAUUCGUCAGCUGUAGCAUCUGUAGCUAACUGGGUUCGCAGAAUGAGAACAGGAUGCGUGGGAACCUCCCUAGUUUUUUCUGAUGGGAAGGGGUGCGGGAAGCUAGGUUUGUGCGUGGCUUAUGAGAGACGAACGAAAUUGACGGCCAUUGCAUCCGCAUAUCCCCCCGUCCCCUAUACGUAGUUGUAACGACGAGCCCCCCAGGAUCGAUUGAGUUUGAAACUAGUAAGUUUACCAAACAGUGAUUCAUGUCGCGCACAAGUCAUGAUCGCUGCCAUGGAGCAUGCCCGGAUGUGAUUUUUUAAUCGAGCAUCACGAACGAUCUGACACCUUCCAAGCCCAUCCGCUGAGUGACAGGGAAGUUGGACUCAUUUUGCAUGUGGGUCUGUCUAACGCCAAGGCUGUCGGUUCAGUUUCCAGUAUUUGACCUACAACGACAUCAGACAUCUGUAAACAGACCGACUGGAUGGUGAGGAGCCGUUGGAAACUGGAGGUCAAGUCUGUCCGUCUGCGUAAACAAAGUAGGUUUCAUAGCUUACAGAACACACCCACAGAUAUCCAGAAAUUAGAAUCUAUGAUCUGCCUUGCAAAACCACAGGACCGCGUUCAGUGUGCAGCCGUACGAUAGCUUUGCUUGAACAGAAGCGAAAAGAGUGCACAAAGCGACAAUUUAAAGAAUUCCUAUUUUUAAAAAGCGUUGUCCUUGAAAAUGGACAAAGGGCGUUAAACUUUACUGUACGUCUGAUUGUAUGGAUUAUUCUGGACGGCCAACUAAGGAAUCCUAUGGGCCAGCCUAUGGUUUUGACCAACAAUAUGAUUUCUAAGGCAUACAGUUAUGUUCCAGUAAUGUCUGUCCUGAAGACGAAGAUGCGAUCACUGGAACAAGAAAUUUAUUGGCCUGACGGUUCGGAUUCUCACUCGAAUCCAUCAUCAGAGACAGACCCAAUGUCUGUCCUAUUACGAUGCACUACUCAUCUAAAACCGAGAAAAUGCGAGGAGGCCAGUUGAAGAGAAGAUAAUGAGGCCGAUUAAAUACCAAAAAGCGUGACAAAUUUAUCGCCUAGGAAUUUCUACUCAUAUUAGAUGACGCCGGCAGUUUCCCGCCAAUCAAGACAACCAACACUACUAACCAGAGGAAAAGUAGUCACGUCUGUGCGAAUUGAGUUGUGGCAGGAGAGGGGGGUUCACAAAGCACUGAGCCCUCUUUCUGUUCCUGCACGCAUCAUGUUACACUGGCUCGGCCAGGGCAACUGACAAUGGACGUGAACGCAGCGGUCCUUAUUACCAAAGUCGCUUCUCUGUGUGCCGUCGAUAUACAUCGGACCCUGGAUCGCAAGUCGCAAGAGUCGACAUUUUGAAAAGGAGUCACAGUAGUCCGAAUCUUGACCUCCUAGGUCGAGAUAUCCUGUUAGUUAGGACAUUCUGGUAAUUAAAAUACGCGUUAGUCUGCAGAUAGAGAAGCAGGACCGCUCAAACUCAGUCUCCUUCCUUCCAGUGCCACUGAGUUCCAGAUGCAUGAUUGAAUUGAGUUGGCUGGACACACAUUUACGCACACGGAUGCACCGGACAAUUCAGCCCAUCUCUUGCACAUCCAACCAGCGAUGGUCCCUGGGCAGAACCAGAUACCUAACCGGAACUACUCUGACUACAGCGCGUUGGCCCUAUUUUUCGUUUGAUGCAACAGUACCAGGCGGUUCGAAGGUGCUUAUGAUAAAAUGGACGUUUCGCUUAAGCCAUCCAUCUUAUACUCAUGUUCAACACGAUGUCUCCGGAAGUAAGGUUGAUUUGCAGCGACAUGUCUUUUGGUUUUCAAGCGACAGGACCACUUUGUGCAGUAUUAUGGCUUUACGAAGUGAAACAUUAACUGCCUUUCUAAAUGUCCGUUGAGCAAGAUCCUGUUUCGUAGCCAUACCGGUCAGAGGUUAGGUGUUGGAGUUAGGGGUUAGGCUGGGGCUUGUCUACGGCAGGUACAACUACGAAAUAAGACCCGAGCGUCCGAACAUAAUUUAACAUACUUUGUAUGCCGAACGAAAUAAUGUUGACUAUUUGCUUUUAACAGCUUGAAGGGGUCUUUUUCAACUUAGUCAAUGUUUUAAUGAAUCAGCCCUAUUGUCCCCGGGCGGUGUCCAACUUAUCUGCUCAUUUGCGAGACGAGUUUUUAAACGGCGAAACCCACAAACACCUAGCUGAAUCUAAUGACUUUGCGCGCAUGCGGAUCAGAAGGCAGUCAUCCUCUCCCAGGGAAUAACAUUCAGCAGAAAGCGCUCUGAUGGGUAUUGUUUACAACUGAAACAGCAGUCUAUUUCUGACCUGAUUAGAUGUGCCACAGCAUUAUAUGGACAUCUUGCAGACAAAAACCAAAGAUGAAGUAACGGCAGCAGAUUUUGACGCCCCCUCUACCGGUUUGAUUGGCGGUAAUAUUCUGUCCUUGACAGAUGAUCGGAAAAGCACCCGAGCGGACUAAUAAUAAGGGCAAAUGAUUGGUGUCCCUCUCUGGCUUCAGAGGCAGUAUUGUAUUUAGCCUUACAAUACCGACAUAAGCAUCAAUAUAACAGGAAUAAUCAAGUGUCUCAACGAAGUCGGUAGGCUCGAGGGUCUUCAUGCCACUUUAAUGGUUCAGAUUGCGCAUAGAGUCACCUAGAUGAUCUCACACCUACAACGCAGGACUGAUGUCCUCUCUGAUCUAUCCCAUGGGGGACGCAUGUUAGAAGGGCCUACUGACCUGUUGGCAGUUUGUCCUGGUAAGCACCUAAACACAAAGGCGUGUCUGUGUGCGCAUGUGCAUGCAUACUCGCCAGCCGUUCAGGACUUGCCUGAAAACAGAACUGUACACGCGUUAGAGAGAAAACGAGAAUGAACUAGAGGAAGUAGAAAUGGGGGAUGUAAUCAUGUCAUAUGGGUUGCGCAGUGCCAUUCCUCUCGCUCUGUCUCUCUCUGCAACUCCACUCUGUCACCAUCUCACCCGCCCCCCCCUCACCCCCUUUUACCCACGCCAAAGUUAGUCGUGAAUGCUGUCCCCCCCUCACAGUCUCUCACAUGCGGGGUGGCCACCGGCUGUUGGGUGCCGCUGUGCAUUUCGACGGGGCGCGUGAGGCGUGCGCAAUAGACGCCACAGUAUGACUUAACUCCUCAUGAACCCAGAGACCUGCCUUGACGCCAGGGCGUAUGUUGAGGAGAGGAUUGUGGACGCAUAAGUGAAUUGACGCCAGGUAGUGGAAUCCAAAGCGCCAGUUUCACCCCGGCGCCAGACCGCCGGCUGCUCGACCUGGCGCCGCCGCCGUGUCCGCUUCACCAGCACGCGAGCACUUGCGUACGAUCUGGCAGCAGCAAUCGUCGUCACCAGCUGCCCCUGGUCGACGCCAAGGUGAAUGCCUGUGGCGCCCCUUUGAAGGUGCUUGUUGUCGUCGUCGUCGUCGUCGUCCUUGUCGUCGCUGUCCCUGUCGUCGACAUCGCUGUGAGGCACACACGCACACACACACACCCUGUGACGAGGACAAUAAGCCAGAAGAGGCGCCGGUGUUAGAGAGGUGGUGGGGUCUGGCUCUCUUUUCUGCUCAUUGUGGAGGCUAUUGCUCUCUGGCCUCGACACACCCAGAAGCGCGCCGGCACGCUAUGAAGCUGAUUGGUCCAUGGGACUGUUAGCGCCAAUGUGCACCUCGCCGAUUGGCUGGUUGUCAGCUAUUAAAAGAGACCAUUAAAAUAUGUGAAGUAGGUCUGGAUACGACCGACGCCUGAUCGAAAAAACAGUGAAUUGGACAACUUUGACAAAGGCCUUGGUAAGCAAUCCUUUUUUUCCUCUGGAAUCUAGUACGGACGGCCUUGACACGUCUAUACCACCUUUUCCCUUCUCGAAUAAAAUGUGUAGCGUUUUCUAUUAGAGGCAAGAGAGUUUGAGGGAGUUCUGAGGAGUUCAGUUAAAUAGCACUUUAAAAAAGUUGUAUCUGCUUCUUCUACAGCUCUAAAGACUGCAAGGCAUCUCAAAUUGAAGCCAUAAACUAUGGCUAAUCAAAUGUGGUAAAAUAGGGCCUGUAACUCCUCAGGUAGCCAAGCAGUCAACUACUCCGCCGUCUGAAGUUAUAGAUAACUUCUACUGCUAUCCACAUGUCAGGUCUGGAAUUUAUGCCAUGAAGUCGCAGGAUGAUUCGGCCCUCCAUAAUUCUACAGUUCCAGACCCCAGGAGAGACGACGUUUCGCAUUGCGGAAGCAAUUGCGCAACAAAUACCGUGGACACACAGCGUUCACCGAGACUCCAGAAACGUCGACAACUUGAUUAGUGUUUGAGACAGAAGGGCUUGCUAAAGUGGAAUUACGAGCUGAUAGGCAUGGGACGUAAUUCGGAGUGGAUUCAUCCGUCAUGCUAGGCUGACCCUCUAUUGGGAAACAUUUGAGUCCCUUGCGUUUAUCUCCUUAAAAAGCAUUCACCAAUACACAUGCUUCGACUAAUUUUCUAAAUUGAUCUUAACAUAAUCCCAGUCUCCAACAUUAACACACAAAAACCCGGUUUCCGUGGUCGACAUGUGGUAGUUGAAAAGGGGGGGCCAUUUCGUUUCAAGAGCUUCAUGAGACGUCCGCUCAAAUACGCACACAGUCCGGAGGUCUGGGGUUUCGUAAGAUUGUUGAACAAACAUGCUAACUGCCUCAUUCGUAUUCUGAUGUUAAACAGUAACUAGGCGUUAGAAGGAGACGUGGAAAUUAGGUAGUUUCAAAAGAUUAAGAAACCAUAGUAACGGCGUUUAUAUUUAAAAACGUAAACAUUGACGUUCAGGUAUUCACAGUCUUCUACAAAUGAAGUAUACAGAAUAAGCUUCUACCAGUUUUUACUUAGAGCAGAGCGUGCCUUAGUAGAAGCGCCGGAACUAACUCUGAGACAUACACUACUUAAGCAUCCGAAUUUCAUAGGCGUUCACAAGACACCCAAUUGGGAACUUUCACAACCAACAGACAGCAUACUGCAACAUACGAGGUUAGUUCACGUUAUGGACGAGCAGCGUAACGUAACGGCCUCUAUUUGGAGGUAUGUUUUAAAGUUUUAAUUGAUAAGUUAUGACGACUUAUGAGGCCAACGCGGACUAUCAGUCAGUAUCAGUCAGUAUAUUUGGAGUAAACAACAGAAGCCAUGAAAACUCCAUUUAGAGGGUACAGGUAUAAAGUAAAAUAGUUAAAUUGCAAAACUUUUGCUUGCAGUUUUAGUAGGAGAAUUCAUAAAUCUAAUAAUGUAGCAUGAAGGUGAAAGGGGUAUUAUAUUCGCGAAAUAAUUGCGAAAAACUUUGUUCACCACAUUCGGACUGUGAAAAUUUCAAUAUGGGCUAAGUUUGACGCAAAAAUAGGAUCUGUUGAAAUCCUGUGAGUAGUAUAUUUAUAGUCAUUUCAAUAAUCCGUUAGAUCAGGCUUCGGCAGUUUGGGUUGCCUUUCAGCAGGUGAGUAUCCAGUUGUCUCUUGAACACGUUCACGGUAGGGGAAUUAACAACAAACUCCGGCAAAGAGUUCCAUUGGCGAAUGACCCUCUGUGAGAAAAAGGAGGAACGUUGAUUUGUGUGACACAGUUCCUUUUUGAGCUGGUAAUCAUGUCGUCUGAGAUUGGAUUUGGGUGCCAUUUCAAAAAACGUUUCCCAGUCGACAUCCAGAUUAAGUCCUUUUACCAACUAUGAUUGCGAUCAGCGGGCGACUGAUGAAUUCAGGGACUUUUUGUUGACGAGAGCAUUGACCAAAAUAUGGGUCCCCUGUCUUCUGGUCACUCAACUGCCGACACAACUCAGGCCUCGCAUUUUGUGUGAAGUGGACUGAGAUUCAGGCACAAAAACUUUUCAGUAAUCAUGUCUGCGCUCUCCAUAACACUGUCUCUAUGACCCCCUCACUCAUGUGAUAUCUGAGCCAUCCAUUACGUCUGUUUGGAGUCCUCCCGUGCUGUUCUGGGGUCAGGUUGUGUGCGGCACGCGUAGAAGGGCUGUUCACGUCUGUCAGUCACUGCAUCCACUCCCCGCAUCAGAUGGCUAACAACUUUGGAUAGUGGACCGGUGCGUGGGCGAAGGGCGAAAAGGUACGGUCGACUCUGAGGACUCUGUCCGCAUGACACUCAGUACACUUUCUUCGAUGUAAACAAUAUGACAUGUUUGUAUUUAUCACGAUUUGUUAAAAACCGUGACUCGGAAGGCUGCCGACUGACGGGGAAUAAUCUGGCUGCAUGCCAAUCCCACUCACUGGGGAUACGAAAUGCUCUUUUCUUGUUUCUGAGAAACCGUGACACAUCUUUCGCGGAUUGGGCAUGUGUGGCACAUGUGAACGGGCUAUUUGGUCUUGUCAGUCACUGCGCCCGAUCUCGCCUCUGGUCAUUCCGAUUCUGUCUUGAGACCGGGCUAAGGCAGGUGGGGGAGAAGGCAGUGCGGUUGAUGCAGCGCAAGUUUACCAUCGUUACAAACUAAUUCAGGUGCAAAUUUACGUUCCUGCGUCCGUCAUGCUGUGGGCAGUACGAUGGAAAGCUGCGGUAACGACGGUCGAACUAUCAGUCUCUCGACUCAGUUUUGCCUAUCUUACAUGUGCGGUGAUCACUGGCUUCCAAUACUCAUUGCAAAUAGAUAACCUUGUUUUCCGUUUCAUAACAACACUCUCCUAUAAACUGACAGAGCCUUUUCGCAGAGCUGCUUAUGCGACAGAUUAGUCAAUGAGACAAAGAAAGUCAUACAUACAAUGACUGAGUCGUCCCCGAAAGCAUGAGGUCUCCCAAAUGCGUGUAGACAUCGUCCAAUGCUGAUCGGAAAGAGAAAUUUUCGAGAUGAGUAUCUGAGACGUUUGAACUGUCUUUCGUGGCAGAAAGAACAUAAUUCGAUUUUAUGUAGAACUGAAUCGAUUAAGAGUAAGUGAUGAGAUAGCGGCCAAUUUUUUGCACAAUUAGUUGAGUUGGUGAUAAUGUAUACAGUCUAAUUUUGUCACCCGACAUCUGGCCCGAAUGGAUGGCUAACCCGAUUAACUCGAUUCUACGAUACUCCCCUUGGUACUUUGGUUUGAUGACCAAGGGAGACUAGCUAAGGAAGGAUGACACUGCACUCGGGCUGAUUCGGUCGGGGUUAGCAACCAGAAACUUUUGACGAUGUAGGUCGGGUCAGUCGCUGUGUCCGACCGAAUUUACGCUUGUCUUGAUCUGGUCACGCCAAUGGACUACGAACGGAACGACAGAAGGCUGAUCCCACAUUAUUCUGGAUCGCUAUAAUUCGACCAAAACGUGUUUCAUUAAAUUUGACAUCCUAGGGAUUCCAUGGCAUCGAAAAUUGCACCUUAUCGGGCCCCAAGUAAGGCGAUUUUGAUUGACUUUCCUCUUAGCUAACUGCAUGAAUUUUGGCGCAGAGGGGAAGUGAGACCAGCACUUAUGGCGAUCGCUAAUGAUCAGGGCGAACUGUCGGUCUGUCACUGAGCUAGACAUGCAGUCAACUUGCCUGAUUUUACCCUUGUCACUUGACUAAGACCAGACUAAAUACCGACCGUGGAAAUGAUGAAGAUGAGAAUGGUGCGCAGGUCUUCCUCACUGAACCCACAUUUGAGAGCAAACUAUCUUUCUUAGAGAGGCGUGUCCUCGUAACGCGUCAUAGACAAAUUGCGGGAUUGGCCGAUGAAUGAACUGACCACGUUUCAACUGCACAAUUGGUCGGGUGGCUUUUCAAUAUCAUGCGUACGCUGAGCAACGCAAAACCUGGUCUCAACUAUCGUCCAGCCUACUUUUGUCUCUUUUAUAGAGUCACAACUUUGGACGAUAUCUAAUGUUGCACAUAUUUUGCUUCACGUAGCUUGUGUUUUUUAAAUUUCAUGAGCGUCGUAUAAGUUUCUAUGAACCUAAUGCGCUACUGAGCUUAAAUCACAGACGAAAUCGGGCUCAUGGUCGGUCACUGCAUUUCAUUAACUUCACUUGUCUGAAGUCUGUUAUGCAAAAAGUAAGUCAUUUAGUCAACCUGACCAGAUAUCGCGAUGAGAUUCGGGUAGAAAACAACGCAUGCUUCGUCGUGGGGGGACUAUUCACUCAAUAAAGCGAAUGUACCUACUUCUACUUUUUAAGUAGCCUGUUAGAUUUUGCGUGGACAACUUACGAAUGACCGUGUUUGGAGCUCCCUGCACGCUUAUAAAAUAGUAAAUAGUCAGGAAGGAGACAAAUAAGACAAUCAACAUGUUAUCCGCGUUUGCAUAUAGAGGCUUUUUGAAGAGCACAGACUUCCCUAACGCUCGCAUAAUUAAUCUAAAGACCGUACAAGGCACUGUUACCUUCGCAGCGAAAGAAGACGAUGCCACGACAUAUCACUACGUUUAGGAUGUACGAAAAAAGCAUUUCCAUUUCUCCUAGCCUACUAUUCGGACGAUUUUGUGUAAGUGGAUGUGUUUAAAACAGCUCAAGAUCAACGGAAUCUCUUCUGUCGGCCAUAGUGUGUAAGGCGUUGGCCAGUUCUUCUACUCAAAGGCCGUAUAGUAUGAUCGUGAGAAGGCCCCACAAGACCUUAUAAGGUAGGACACGGGACUGGGAACCCCUGUAAGGGUCAUAUUUAGCAGUAAAGUUGAAGUUUAGGUUGAAUUUGGUGUUGUCUCAGUCUUCAGUCCAGUCUUAAUCAAGUGAUAAAAGCGAAAUCAGGCGAGUUGAAUGCAUGUCUAGCUCAAUAACUGACCGACUCUUCACUCUGAUCAUUAGCGGCCGCCAUAAAUGCUGGUCUCGCUUCCCAUCUGCGCUAGAAUUCAUGCAGUUAUUUGGGAGGAAAGACAAUCAAAAUCGCUUUACUUGGGGUCCAAUAAGGUGCCAUUUCCGGUGUCAGGGAAUCCCUAGGAUGUCGAAUUUAUUGGAAAAUGUGUUGGCCGGAUUAUAACGAUCCAGAAUAGUGUGUAAUCAGCCUUCUGUCGUUCCGCUCGUAGUCCAUUAGCGGGACCAGAUCAAGACAACCGUAAAUUCGGUCGGACACAGUGGCUGACCCGACCUACAUCAACAAACUUUUCUGGUUGCUAACCCCAACCGAAUCAGCCCGAAUGCUGUGUCAUCCUUGCUUAACUAGCCCUCCUUGGUCAUCAAACCAAGGUACCAAGAGGAGUAUAAUAGAAAGUAGGUAAUUGGGUUAGCCAUCCAUUUGGGCCAAAUGUUGGGUGACAAAAUUAGCCUGUAUACAUAAUUGGCAAAAGAGUUGGUGCAUUGUUUUCAUCUGUCUAAGAAAUUAGCAUUGUCACUGCACGCGAAAUGGUCGCGUUUUAGUAAGCAAUUGAGGGGGAGGAGGAAGAGGAGGAGGAGGAGACGGAGGUUGGAAUAAAAGUUCAUACAUUUUUGAAUCUAUCAUUAGUGACACCAUGCUGGGUGCUGGGACACGGGAAUAGGAACCCCCUGUAAGGUUCAAGUUUAAGGUUAAGGUUAAAGUUUGAGAUGAAAUUGAUGUUGGCGUAAGCCUUCGAGUGCAAGAGUUGACUCCCUUUGCGUAAUUUGUCGCAAGGCCACCCACAUUACGGAGCGGGGGGGAAGGCUCCUAUUCCAUUAUCUUAACUUGUGUGGUUUUGUUGUUUUCCGAUUUUUCUAGGCAGACGAAGAUUCCAUUGUUAGUAUCGCCAUCCUGUCAGUUUAAGCAAAACGCGCAAGGCUAUAUCUUUGAUUCGGACGAACUUGGGUUCACUGUAGUAAAGCACUCAAUUAAACACAAAAUCCAGCAAGGGGAGCGUUGGCGUAUGCAAUCUGGCCUCAUGUCGAGCUUUAGAUUUUGCUAAAUGAACUUCCGGAUUCUAGAAGGGAAUGCCUUUGAACUCGCUACCACCGGAAUUACUAGACGAAAACCCACAUAGGUUUGAGUAAUGUUAAAGCCCGAUGCCGGUGGCACACCGUAGGUGACGUAUCUUUCAAAACAGAGGCCGAAAUUUCGAAAGGUGGUGUUGUUUAGAAAUACCUGCUUAGGUAGGAUUUUAAUAUUGAGUAUCGGGCAGUAUCAGGAUAUUUAAGUCACACCAGCAGGCCGGAUUUAAAUGUAAACCAUUUAAAACGUCUACAUAAGUCACAUCGCUAGCAAAUCUAUGAAGGCAAUGAAUUUUUUCCCAUUGACUAUAAAUCAAAAUGCCCUUUACAGAAAGUAUGCAUAAAAAUGUUCUUUCUUGCAGUCCGUUUGCAGAAAUAGGCGUCUUCAAAUUUUCUGCUUACAGAAACAGCAGUUGUCAAUUUAGAAAUUGCAGUUAUGAUAUUUUUCACGAUCAUCAUGCGCCUGUUCAAAUAGCUUCGUAGUGCAUAUGCAUUAAAAAUGUAUGAGCUAUGUAUGAUACCCUUCUAAGCUUUUCUGGAAGUGUACAUUCUGUAGUUACGAAAUCCUAAAAGCAAGUAAAAUGGCAGGUCGUGUUUAACAUGAUUCGGGAAUUGAUGAAAGACAUUUGAAACCGGAACCCACAUAUCUCCCAGUAUAAACAUUGAAGAAUACGUCCAUUGCCACAAACUGAUUGUAGGACCGCCCAUUUUACGCACGCUUUCUGCAAAAUAUAUUUGGAUUUACAAGGUAAUCGCAACUAAAUUGGAAAAAUUAGUCCUGCUUAAAUAAUAAUUGCUGGUGAUGUGAUUUCUUCAGGCGACCGAAAAGACGUGCGUUCAAAAGCCGGCAUCCUCGCGUGACUGAAGUAUCGUGGGAUUGUGUUGAAUGCUACUGAACAUUACAAUUCCAACGAAGCAAUCCUUUCUGAUAGAGAUCAAAUUUUAGAACUCUGAUUAAUGUUUUACGAGAUAUGCCGCCCGAAAACUUGCGUCCCCAACAGUCUCUCACUGAGCAAUAUUCGUAAACUGCCAACAGGCAGCCAAUAGUUUCUGCAUAGGCAGCACGAUACAUCAUACUUGACAUAUCAAGUAGAUCACUUUGACCAAACUCUGAAAAACUCGGCCCCUCGGCGGGAUUCGAGCCCACGACAGUAAGGGGAGGCUUUAGUACAGCCAUCGGUCUAACCAUCUGAGCUACGAGGCCCUACCGGACGACGCUAGUUUGGGUCAAGUUACCCGCUCAACUUACUGCAACGUCUGGAUCCACCAAAUCUGAUGCAGUAGGUUGACUGUCCAAGCAGGAUUUCCAAAUUUAGAGCGUUGGCUGUACUAAAGCCUCCCCUUGCUGUCGUGGGUUCGUAUCCCACUGAGACACUAAUUUUUCACAGUUGGGUCAAAAUGAAUUAUUUGAGAUCUGCCAAGGCACUUCUGAAUAAAAGGUAGUAGCUAAAAGUUCAGAAACUUGAUUCGUCGAUAUUCCGCCACUGCAUGACAUAGUUGAGAGUGUUUUGGUUCAACAGUAAUCCUUCAGCGUUCUGCAUGUAUUUCUAUGGUAGAUACUCCUCUUUUAAAACUGCAUAUUUUUAAUUUCCUUAGAAAAUAUUCCAAACCUGUAGUAAAUCAGUCUAUUUGAGACUCAUGGGCUGAUAUUAAAAUUUAUUCUGAAUGUUUGGACAAAAAUCCACCAACCAUAGCGGAAUAACCGCUAAAUAUUCGUAAAUUUUCAACAGGUUACUCCGUCGCGACCGAUGGAUUUCGGCCCAAACAUUCAUAUCAAGUUUCAUUCCGUCAGUAAGUCUUAGAAAGGCUGGUUUACUCCGGGUUAACGAUUAAUUUCUGAGGAAAGAAAAAACGGGAAUAGUUUGGCUGGAUUGUCACCACAAACCACGCCUAUAUUUAUUUGACUUCGGGGCUUUUUGUGGCAGAUAAAGGUAAAACCUCAAGUACCAGAACAGUAAAAAUGAAAAAAGACAGUGAGAUCGCUGGGACAAAACAGUUUCUUCUGCUGAAUCAUCCGGCUCAUCUGUGAAGUUUCGGAAGUCCGAGGGUGGUUUGAAAAACUCAAAAAUUUCCCUAUAUACAGUAGGUGGGCUAACUCGUGAAAUUUCAACCGAAAUUUCGAAAUGCGUUCGGUAGGAAAUGAGUCUUCUUCCAAUCUUAUACUCGAAAGAAGAAUAUAAUUCGGUUUUAGAAAACUUUUCCAAUUCCCGAGUAAUUUCGAACUCAACCUGCUGUUAUACUUGCAUUCAGGGUUUCCAAACUACAAGCCGUAUCUUUUCCAUGUACGGAAAACCAUACAUUUCUCUACGGUAUUAAGAGGAGACCAUAUGAAUUUCAUAAAAUAAAGCAGUGGGUUUGAGCAAUAUUGUUAACUUUACAAGCCACAGAUACCUGACGUUUUAUGGACGGCAACUUCACGGUAUUAAAAAAAUCGCAAUUAGAAACUUUUUUCAAACCGAAUUAUACUUCUCCUUCGAGUAUAAUAUUGAAAGAAGGCGUUAUUUUCUACGGAAUAAAUAAAAGAAGGAAUAUGUUAUACACUUUUUUUCAUGAAAUAUAAUGAAAAUUUUAAGGGCAUCGAAAAUCAAUGGAAAAAUUGCAUGCUACAUAAGUAGUCAUUUUUUGCCGAGUAUAGUUCUUGCAUGCAGUCGGAAAGGAGUUCAUUCGAAAGAAGGCACCCUGAGGUAACUGGAUCAUUACAGAAUUAUGCUAGACGGUGAUUAGUUUUACAACCAUACUUAAUUAAUCUUUUCGAAACGAGAACGCAUUUCGAAAUUUCGGCCAACAUUUCAUGAGUUAGCCCACCUACUCUAUACAGGCGAGGUGACAGUUGAACCGUCGCGAACGAAAAUUCCCCCUGUGUGCCGCGAUGACCGACCGGCGCAGGAACGUUGACGUCCACGUGAAUUAGUUUUCGGUGCUAGAAGUGUGCUCCGAAGCCAGUCUCCGCGGUAGAUGCGCUGAACCGACACAGGGACUAGCAAGAGAUCCGGAAAGAGUUAAUGGGAAUACGCACCUAGUUGGGACCCCUGUCGCCCACUAUUUUUCCUGAUGUGUUAUAUCUUGUUCAGUGUACGUUGCGGACCAGGGAGUGUGGUGGUACGGCUAGGUGCGGAUUUUGUCCUGACAGCCUGCCCUCUCCUGCCUCCAGUCUUCCUGACUCUGUCAUGACACCAAAACUAGGUAUGGAGAGAACGAGAGAGUGAGUUAGAUGCAGCGUAAGUCUACUAGCAUCAGGUCACCGUCCCAGCUCUCACCCUGCUGCGGGACACGCGGUGGACAUCGCCAGUCACGACGCUUGAACUGUCGUAGUGAGGGUAGACUUGCGCUGCAUCUACCGUACUGCCUCCCCCCCCCACCCACCUUGGCCUAGGGUGUCAAGACAGAUUCAGGAUGAUCGGAGGCGAGAUCGGGCGCAGUGACUAACAAGGCUAAACAGUCCGCCUGUGUGUGCGUGCUGGGCACGUCUGGUGGACCAGUGUUUCACGGAAACAAGAAGGGAGUACUUCGGAUCUCGAAUGUGUGGGGGAUGCCAUAGGAGUCAGUUUUAAGUAGAAGCCAUCGCAGUGUGACUCACCGUCUUGGACCGAAUUCCGUCAAUUGGCAACCCCCCAGGUUACGGCUUCUAGAAUAUAGAUAUGAGCUUAUCAGAUUGUUUGUGGUGAGGAAAAUGCGCUGAGUGCUGUUCGGGCAGAGUCCCCAGAGUCGAUCGUACUUCCUCUUCCCUCGCCCACACACUGAUCCGAGUUGAUUAGCCAUCUAAUGUGGAGAUUGUGUGCAGUUGCUUUUAAACCGAAUCGAAGUUCCAACGUCCCUACUGAUCCUUAUACCCUCCUUAUCUACUUCUCCCACCAGAUCACUCCGUUAAGACCACGCACGAGUAAUUUAGGCAUGUUUCGCCUGAGAUGUCAGCCGUCUAUGUUGGCGGCUUAGAUAAUUACAUUCCACCUGCCUAGACACCGCAGUUCUCAUGCCAUUCUCAUCUAACUGUACGUACUUCUACCGAGGUGAUUCUCCCGUCUAUCUCGUCUAUCCAGACUGAAGCAAAACUGAGCGUAAAAGAGGACGCCUGCAUAUGCAUGCAGGACGCACCACCGGUCUCGUACAUCAAGAAAAGUUCAUCAAAACCUAACGUGAGCAUAACUUCUUCUCGCUGAAAGGUCAGCGCCCGCGUUUGGAGGAUGCACCUGCGGAUCCUGCCUUGACAUUUGCAGUGCCAACUUCUUGUGUUUCUGUCGGCCUGGUGGUGGUGGUGGUUUUUUGAAACGCAUACAUGACACAUGAGCCCGCCGUUGGGAGAUUAGAGGUCUGCCCAUCGAGGCAUUUCCCUUUUUGCGUUGAUGUAAAUCGGGUACGAACUCCGAAACAAGUCCGCUGUUGGUAUACGCGAGCACGCACGUCCAGCUGAGGGAGGGUUGUUUAUAAGGCAGUGUCUCUCGCACGGACGUACAGACGUACGCGAGAGCACGUGUGCGUAGAGGAUGUGCGCACCGCAAUGGCGACACCGCAGCUGCGGGCGCCAAUCUUGAACGACACGGUGCCACGACGUACAGCUCAGUGCCCAAGGAGGGUCCGCGUCGCCGGACGGACGCAACAGUACCUUGGCGGCUGAAGAACAACGGCGGCGGCGGCGACGACGACGGCGACGGCGACGCGGAGAGGAAGGGGAGAGUGAGUGAGCGUCUUUGGCGCCAACGGUCGUCAUCGGAGGACAAUAGCCAUCUCUCUCAGUCUCGCUCUGACCGGCUUGUCUUUCCCCGUUAGACGCCACCCUCCUCCUCCUCCUCCUCCUCCUCCUCCUCCUCUGCCUCUUCUGCUCUUGACUUAGGGUGGCGCCCGAGAGCAACUGGUUCAUCUGUCAAAGUGGCCAGAGAGCACUCCACUCACCUCGACGUGCGGCCCCGAGGCGCCUGACUUCCGAUCGUUUGCAUCAGGGGGCGACGACAAUGGGUCAAACAGACAAAGGGCAACGACAACAACGCUGGCGACGGGGCUGACCAGCAGAACUCUUUUUGCAACUUCUUUUUUGAAAGACUGUACCGUUGCUGGGCUGGUUUUUAAGAGUAGGAGGCCGGGGGAGGGGGGGAAGCUGUGGGGACGGCGACUUCACUUAUUUUAAGCUUAACCAGGCUGUUGACGACAGCUCUGUAGCCAUACGGAUAACUAAACUUGUACGCAUUAGCAUCCAACUGUUUUCUGAAGAGGGAUUUGUGUAACUAUGCCUGCACCUUACUCUCAUUUAAUUGGGGAAAAGUACUAAAAGUCUGUCAAUCAGGCUGUUUUGGUCAUAUUCAUGAGCACCAGACGAACUGUUUUAAGAAGACAGGAAGGCAAAAUCAACCAUACCAGAGGCCUUAAAAUGUGUUUUUGUCUGCUCUACCAUUGUGUAUUUCCGAUCGCAAGCAGUAGGACAACUAGCCCGUGGCCCAGUGGUGAGAGGCGCCGGACUUCUAACCGACAGGUCGAGGAAUCGAGCCCUAGGCGGUCCAUACUUCGUUGCUGGGUACGGCUAGCUGACAAUGGCCAAUAAGUCAGAAACGGCCGUCCCAGCCUCCCUUGUCUUUGUCGGUAAUGCUAUUCUGCCCAUAUCAUGCGUCGCUGUGCGGCUGCUGGUUGGGUUCGAGAGAGAGCCCUAAGGCACAACGGGACGAGUGAGUCCGUAAAAACCGAUCGGUGUGCGUCCCUCUACCAUUGUAUAACAAACUUCUAGGCAUGUAUUGUUUCGAACAGAGUCGCAAUAAGACAUAACCACUGAAUGAUCAGCAAACGCUCUGCCGGCUACGACACACGCCCAAUGGGAGAUGGCCCAUAGUGAUUUGACAUGAUGAAAAAGGAACUCAUGAGUUCCGUUAGAAGCAGGCUAAGUUGGCGCAUGCGGUUGCUGAGGGCCGACAAAUCAACAAUCGCGAGAUUUAGCUUCAUGCUUUCAUCCCCACUACCAAGGGAUUAUGCAGAAGGAUUUUUGGAAAACGUACUGGCUUAUACUUCCUAUGUUUGAGGAAAUAUUCAACUUAUACAAUUCCGCAGAAUGGCCGACUACUGUCCACACAUUCACACCCACCAGCAAGUAGUAUGUUCCAAACAUACAAAAAAUAUUGGAAUAAAGUCGACUGCUUUCCUUGAAACCUGGCAUUUAGGUGUUUGCUUUUAAGCAGUGCCUAUCUGGAGAUAUGAUCACAUCAUUUCCUUACCUAAAUAUACUGGAGGACAAUCAUUCCAAGACAAGUAGUCUGAAUAAUCGCAGGUUUUCUGUGGAAGCCGGACGGGUAAAUUGACCCGGUGUGAUUAAAAUUACGACUUCCAGUGGGACUUCGUAGCUCAGGUUUUUAGAGCGAUGGCUAUAGCUAAGUCUCCCCCUUGUUGUUGUGGGUUCGAAUCCGAACGAGGCUGCUGGGUUUUUCACAUUUGACCAAGAGAGUAAUGGCAGACCCACUGACUACCAAAGACGGAUUUAGAGUAGAAUCGAUAGACACCUGUCCUUUGUAUGACCACAUAUAACUUCUGUUGCAGCACCUCCUUAGGUCUAGCUAAACCAACUCCCCUUCCCAUAUUUAUGAAAGGUUUUGGGUCUUAAGAAAGGAUCUGUCUUUUUUAGAUAACGCAGCUUCGACACACCAAGUUCGGAUAGCCCUCAAACGUCUUCAAAGAUUCCUGACGGGGGUCGGAAUAGGGUCGGGCUGGUGUCUUCCGGUGCGCUCUAAGAGAAAGACGCUGACGACCGUCCCCGUGGUACUGAUGCUGACAUGCGCCAAGGCAAAUGACAAUCGGAUCAUGUCUACUUCCAUGAGUAUCCGCCCUGUCAUUGAUCGUGAUCAACAGAAGCUCACAGAGGCUGAUUCUGGUUGUGUACCCGACUGCUCCGAGGCAGGAGGAACCGCCCAGCCGUGGUUGCACAUCUCCUACUGGGAGUGUAAUCACCAUAUAGGCCACCGAUGGUUACCCGUCUCCGAGACCGACGUCAUUGUACUCAACGAAGAGGCGACCGCCAGUAAACUGGACCUUGCUCUGCCCAGUCGCCUUUUUUCCAACGAUCCGUCGCCUCCAGAUCAACUGUUCUCUAGUCUGGCAAGUCCAACGAACCUCUGGAGUCGUAGGGGACACCUAUGCCUGGAGCGUCUUGUAAAGCGUUGUGCGGCCUAUCGCAGUGAGGCAGCAAGACCAGAGUAUCAACUGAACAGUCUGCUCGACUGUCAGCCAGGCCUGGCCUACAACUUCGAUUGUAUUCAGCGACGGGCUGACUGCCAGCAGGCGGGGACCUCGACCAGACAACGCCUAAGGCUCGGAGCUGAGGGCAUUAGUCUUCUGCUGCUGCCUGGCGGAAAGGUGCUCCUCACCAACCGGACCUUGUCACCCUCGAUGCCCAUCUUUGUGGCCUCUCCCUGUUUCGUCAUGGACGGACAUGACCUCAUUUCUGAUUGGCCUGUAGCUCGCGUGGCUCCCGGUCACUCGCUCACCGUAUUUGACCUGAGCGUCUAUCAGAGACUCUGUGGCAGUCAAGAUCCUACGCAACACUGGCCGGGCAAAUCUCUGGCAGGGCCUGUCAUACAUAUCAGUCUGGGCAAAGGUUGGGGUCCCUCCUACCGACGUCCUGACAUCACAUUCUGUCCCUCCCGCCUUGAACUUUGGCUCAAUCUGCCCGCCAUGAAGACCCUUUUUCGGAGAUGA